AUGUCCUCGUUAUUCCAGCAGGCCGAAGCAAACAGCACUGACAAGCCCUCUUCAACCAAGUACGGUCAUAGUGCACCUGGACCAGGUAGCGGAUUAGACGAGAACCCUGGUACUCGGUCCGCGAACCAGCCCCAGGGAAGUAAGAAAGCUGAGGGUACCACCGACCAGCAGGCUGGGACGGUGAAGAAGUCGAUGUCUAAUGCGGCUAAGACGCGGAGCGGCAUUGGAGGAGAGGAGCAGAGUGGCAUUGAACACUUUGAGACGUAG
Molecule: messenger RNA, 267 nt
Organism: Daldinia decipiens
Lineage: Eukaryota; Fungi; Ascomycota; Sordariomycetes; Xylariales; Hypoxylaceae
Exons: 2
Coding region: 1-267 (88 amino acids)
Source: RefSeq, a predicted model, not a curated record